GUCUUGCUGAUCACAGCGCAAUGGAGCCCUCUGAGACUUUGAAUGGUCAUGCUCGGAUUGUCUUCUCAAGGAGACAUUCUUCAUUUCCAAUCCCUAAAGGACGUUCCUCUGCCCAAACUAGAUCCUUUGCCUCUCCAGCAUCGUCAUUUUCAUCUCCUUUUUCUUCUCCUGGCAUUGAUUCACGCAUCCCUUUUUCUUGGGAAAAAAUACCCGGAGUUCCCAAGAAACAAGCUCCCAAGAAAGAGGGUCAUUCUCCAAGAUUCCUCCCUCUGCCUCCGCCAACUAUUCCAGCAUCCUCGAAGAUCAGAUUCGACCAUGUAAAGAUGAAGAACCCUGGUACUAAAAGCUUCCAAGUGGAUCCUUUUCUCGUUGCACUUGUUGAGUGCUCCAAGGAUGAUGAUUAUGAAGAAACGAUUGUGGGUUAUGUUGGUCCAAAGAUAACAAGGAGUUUGAGCGACAGAUUUGGAUUUGUCAAACUUUCUGCUUCCUGCAAGAGCACAUCUUGCGUGGUUUCAGAAUCAAUAGUUCCUAGCCCAAGGAGAAGCAAUUAUAAUACAAGGAAUAGCCUCUUUAGAUGAAGAUUGAACAGGCCGAUUGCUAUACAUAAGCAUAUCUACAUUGUUGCAAUACUACACACUAUUAUGCUCAAUUGUUCCUUGUUUAUACGUACAUAAAUGUCAAGAAGCAUAUACGUUGCUCUUCAUGUAAAUAACUUAAUUUCCAGUAUUAAUAUAAGCAGC
Molecule: messenger RNA, 740 nt
Organism: Vitis riparia (riverbank grape)
Lineage: Eukaryota; Viridiplantae; Streptophyta; Magnoliopsida; Vitales; Vitaceae
Exons: 1
Coding region: 21-578 (185 amino acids)
Source: RefSeq, a predicted model, not a curated record